AGCAUGAACUGUUCAUGAAAAUUUAGUGAGCGAUAAUAAGUGAAUUUGUACAAUAUCAAUAAAAUACCAAAACGUACAAAUCAUUUUUUUACAAUUUUAAGCUAGUCCAAUAAAAUGAUUAUUCAUGUAUUUUACCUGACCAUUUGAAGAAGAAUGUUUCGCUAUAUACGCCGCAUAUCUACGCGUAAACCGACUAGACGCAAACAUCUUUUCAACUUCGACCGGCACUUCCGGGUUAAUCGGGUCAAACUUCCCCGGAUGUAAUUUCAUCAUUAGGAAAAGGCGGAGAAGGACAAACAAAAUUUCUCCCAUUUCAACUGAAAACUAUAGCUUUUUAACAUCGAAUCGGUACUUCGUUUACCAACAUGACGGAGACCAAUAAACCAGACGCUUAUAUAAGUGAAAAACAGGACCUGGAAAAGGCAGAUGAAGCGAAUAUCGGAGCAGAUUUGGACAGCUCCAAGGUUAAAUUCAUCAAUGGCGGAGCGGGUGAUCACGAUUCCAGUGUUCAGAUUGAACCAAGUGAUUCCUCAGAGAGUUCAUUCAGUGGAAUGAGCAAGGAAGAACUCCUGAAAUUUGCUGAUGAUCCAUUUUGGGUAAAAACCCGAUAUGCUCUCUUCAUCCUAUUCUGGUUGGCAUGGAUUGGCAUGACUGUUGCCGCUAUCUUGAUCAUAGUUUUUGCCCCCAAGUGCCCACCUAGGGAGAACUUGGACUGGUGGCAGAAGGGUGUCGGCUACCAGUGUUACGCUAAGAGUUUCAAGGACUCUGAUGGGGAUGGUGUUGGAGACCUAAAAGGAGUUCAAGAGAAGGCUGCCCACUUGAAGUCAAUCAAUGCCUCAUUCGUCUACCUGUCUCCUGUUUAUGCUUCUCCCAUGGAAGAUGGCGGUUAUGACAUCACUAAUCACACCGAGAUUGAUGUCACCUUUGGUAGCAUGGCUGACUUUAAAACCAUGCUCUCAGCUCUUCAAGCUGCAGGUCUUCGUGUGAUUAUGGACUUUGUCCCGAACCACACCAGCCGCAAACACCCAUGGUUUGUCGCAAGUCAGAAGGGGAAGAAUAACUCGUACUCAGACUACUAUAUAUGGAGUGACAACAUACCAAACAACUGGCUAAGUGUACAUGAUGGCCCAGCCUGGACAUUUGACGCCACCAGAAACCAGUACUACUACCAUCAGUUUUCUGCUGAUCAACCAGACCUGAACCUGCGAAAUGAGAAGGUUUUGAAAGAGCUUGAAGAUAUCUUGAAGUUCUGGCUGAUGAAAGGUGUCGAUGGUUUCCGUGUUAGCGCAGCUAAGCACCUAUAUGAGAGUGCUGAUCUGACUGCAGAUGAACCAGUUGCUGGCAAUGCUGGGUCGGAGAAAUAUGAAUCACUGGAGCAUACUCUUACCACCCAUCAACCUGAGACCUUUGAGUUGAUGGCUAAGUGGAGAUCUCUUCUGGAUGGAUACACAGGGGAAGGCAGAUACAGGGUACUAAUGGCUGAGGUAUAUGACAGACCAGAGCUUGUAGCCAAGUAUUACAAGGGACUUAAUGAUACAAAGGGAGCUGACAUGCCAUUCAAUUACAACCUGGUGGAGUUGAAAUCUGGCUGUGGGGGUACAUGUGUUCAGCAGUUGGUUGAUGCCUGGGUAGAUAAUGCUCCAGAGGGCAGAUGGAACAAUUGGGUGGUUGGUACACAUAACAACAAGCGUGUGGCUAGUCGUAAAGGUGAGAAGUACAUUGAUGCUGUAAACAUGCUGUUGAUGACACUGCCUGGAACACCCUUCAUAUACUAUGGUGAUGAGAUCGGCAUGACUGAUGUUGCAAUUGCCAAGCCUGUUGACAAAUUAGGCCGUGAUGGGUCUCGUACCCCAAUGCAGUGGAACGGAGAUAGAUUUGCUGGCUUCACAAAAGGCAACACAACUUGGCUACCAGUAGCAGACAACUACAGAAGGGUCAAUGUCAUGACAUCAAAAAGUGUGGGUGCAGGACGUAGCCACAUGGAAGUGUUCACCGAUCUAACCCGGUUGCGUCAAGAACCUUCCUUCCAAUGGGGUAAAUUUGCCUAUGCUCUGGUCAAUGAUGAGAUCAUCUCCUACGCACGUCAAGCCGAGGGCUUCCCAGGGUUCUUAACAGUUAUGAACCUCGGGGAUAAACCAGCAACAUUUCAGUUGAAGCGUCAUCUACCUGCCGGGGUACCAGUCGAUGCUGAAGUUGCAACACGCUCUGAGAUGUUCGAUAAUUCUGACUUUAAUCAUGGCCACACUGUAAAGUUCACAGAGUCUAUGCAUAUAGAACCAGGUCAGGGUAUUGUGUUCAAGUGGCCAUGGACACCACCUCAGUAACCUAGGCAACCUACAUGACAUCUUAGACAGCCCAGAGUUGUGACUGGACAGUUUUUCCUGAGAGAAUAGCUUCUCAGUUUGAUCCUAUUUCAAGCAUUGAACAAACUUGUGUACUUGUUUUACAUGAACAAAGUAUUAAAUUAUUAAAUGUUAGAUUUUUCAGUACAAAAUCUAUGACACUAAAUCCUUAGACAAGCCAUUUAUAUUAUAAGCAUUCAAUUAACCCUUCUGUAGCUAGCAUGAAAUGAAAGACUUUAUUUUACAUUUGAAUAACAACACACCUAUAUUCAUCUGUAAUCAAGAUACAUAAGGGUUAACGCUUCAAUUGUUAAAUGGAGUAUGAGAAAUGAAUCAUGAUGCUUGAAUCCUAUUCAUGAAAUCCAGUCUGUAAGAUUUUUAUAGCAUGUUACCAUAGUCCACCACAAACUCUCAAAAUAGGGCUAAAUAGCACCUGCAAAAAAAUCAGAAUAUCCUUUCACAUCAAAAAAUUGAUGAAAAAGCAGAAAAAAUGAUGUGUUUUGAGUUUAUAUUUUGAAUAGUUGGCCUCUUUUCUGAUCUUGAAGUGAACCUCCACAUGAUAUCUUUAAACUUGCUGUACAUUGUCUCAUCAAGUCCUUUGAAGUGAGAGGGUAUUCUAUUUGCAUCUUUCUAUAUAAGUCUGAAAAUAUGAAUAUCGGAAUUCCUAGAUUUAUCCUGGGGUGAAUAUAUUGUUAAUGAAUUAAUAUAAAUGAUGUCAACAAUUUUUGUACAAUUAGAUAUUUCCUGAAGUGUUUUGAGGUAUGAUAUGAAAUAUAAGCCAAUAUACUACAUUUGAUUCAAAAUUAAUAAAAAAAACAGUAGAUUGAUGCAAAAUAUUUGUUUGUGUUUUACUCAGAAGGAAAUAUUUCGGUUUUAGAUGAUCAUUUGAAUGUAUGUUAAAAAUCCAUUUGCAGUAUCACAAUAAGUUGUGAUGGGAAAACCAUGAAUGAAC
Molecule: messenger RNA, 3294 nt
Organism: Owenia fusiformis
Lineage: Eukaryota; Metazoa; Annelida; Polychaeta; Sabellida; Oweniidae
Source: the annotation of a GenBank genome assembly